Drosophila biarmipes is the source of this 1681-nucleotide messenger RNA. RefSeq names its product zinc finger protein weckle. Gene Ontology annotation, molecular function: RNA polymerase II transcription regulatory region sequence-specific DNA binding; DNA-binding transcription factor activity, RNA polymerase II-specific; zinc ion binding. The record is from RefSeq and is a predicted model, not a curated record. The transcript has 4 exons. Lineage: Eukaryota; Metazoa; Arthropoda; Insecta; Diptera; Drosophilidae. Gene Ontology annotation, biological process: regulation of transcription by RNA polymerase II. The coding region runs from base 114 to 1511 and encodes 465 amino acids. Gene Ontology annotation, cellular component: nucleus.
CGUUCUACCAAUCAGCUGAUGGGCAUUGGCGUUCCUGAAACAUAAUUUGAAUAAAAUCGGAAAACAAAAUCUUUUUUAAAUUGUCCAAUUUCCGAGGAGGAUUGACAUUCACCAUGGGUGUUCCCACGACCGACUGGGUAAACUGGUGUCGCCUGUGCGCCCGCGACGACGUCGUUUUCAAAGUGCGCAAGCGGGACGAAGAUCUGGUGAGGAUCAUCAGGAAAUGCUUUGAUGUGGAGAUGACCCUCGAGGAGCCGGUGCUGGGCAGCAUGUUGUGCGAGGAGUGCUACUCGGUUAUUGGCCAGCUGCUCACCUUUGCCGAGAGCGUCAGCAAGAUCCAGGGCAUUUUCGAAAUUUUGCGCAGCUCGGAGCCGCAGGACAGACAGGACGUGGACGCCCUGCGGCGGGAGUAUGGCCUGCAGCCGACCUGCAAGCUGGAAAUGGAAUUCCUGGACAUCGAUGAUCAAGAGGACAAGUUUUCCCUUGCCGAUGAGGUUCUUUUUUCGGAUCAUUCCACGACUCCUUUACCUGAGGUGCCCAAAAAGCUUGGUCGCCCGCCAAAGAAUUCCACACGUUCCAAAUCCGAGCUCGAGGAAGAGCAACCCAUAUCGCUACCCGCUGAUGCAUCGCGUGGGCGCAAACCAAUAAAUCGUGCUGCCCAAAAAUUGCUGCUGGACGAUGACAGUCAGGAGUUUUUCCUAAUCGACGAAGACACCAUGUCGCCGGAGCCUGCGAAGCGGAAGCGAGGCAGGCCAAAGGCUCCAGGCAAGCCGGAGAACCUUAACCAUAGCCCGAAACAAAGUCCCAUGAAAACGAAAAGCAUUACCAAAGCCAAAGCAAAGGAAAAGCUGGCCGAGUGCAGUGUGUCCCCCAAAGACCGCUCCCCGAGUCCUCCUGUCGAUGAGUUCACCUGCCAGAUCUGCAAGGAGUCCUUCCUGUCCUUCAUGGCCCUGCGCAGCCAUAAACACGAUGUGCACGGCGGUCCCAAGAGAUUCGUGUGCGACAUCUGCGGCAAAGGCUUGAAGACCUUCACGUCGCUGGUGGAGCACAAGCUGGUCCACACGGACGAGAAGCCCUGCGUGUGUCCCGUGUGCAAUGCUGCCUUCAAGAACAAGGCCAGACUCAGGGUGCACAGUCAGACACACGGAGCGCCGAGGUUUAAGUGCGACGUUUGCGGUAAGAUGCUGCAAACGCGGGCGAAUCUCAACAAGCACAAGUAUGUGCACACCGAGGAGCGCCGCUUCAGAUGCGAGAUUUGUGGCACCGGCAGCAAGAACUCCACGGCCCUUAAGAUCCACCUCCUCAGCCACACUGGUCUCAGGCCCUAUGUGUGCAAAUACUGCGGAAAGGCUUUCGCGAGCAACACCAACUGCCGGUCGCACAAGUGGAAGAAGCACCCGGAGCUGGCGGAAAAGGAGGAUGAAAGCGAAUCUACGCGUGUUGCAGUGCCCACGUUGGAGGAGCUUCGGGUCAUAACCCGCGAGAUGGCGAAAACCAGCAAGGAAGCGUAGAAGCAGUACCCCCAGCUGGAUUUCACUUGAAUUUUGUUUGUUCCAUGAUGAUAAAUGUGUUAUCCAGCUAGGAAGCUUGGAGCGAAAACAUGCAGAUAAUUUACACCCAAUAAUAAUUUUUAUUGUGACCGAUAUUAUGUAAAAUAAAGUAAAACUUGUAAAUUUUUAAA